CAGGACAGCUGCCAAGAAAUGGCAUCGUAAACUGGUUCAAUAUAAAGGUAGAAGAUCAACUUAAAGUCGCUGAUGCUCGCGGUAACCUAAAAAAGACGCUUGACGCCAACGGUAUCAACUCAGAUCACCUAUACGAAGAAGCUGCGGCAGAGGAGAGUACAGAUGCGGCUAGUAGUACUUCCACUAACAACAUUUCUUUCAGAUCUACGGACCACGCAAAGCCAGACGAGACACCUGCACACUCAGCGACCUCUUCGCAGUCCCCGAGUUACAAUUGGCUCAAUGCAACGGAUCGGCAUCGCUAUUACCUUGCCUGGUUGCGAGACGGAGCGUAUCUAGAGAAAUGGAAGGAGUUCAGACUCUAUAGGCAAGUCUUCGGCGCACUUCUGGAAGACACGGCUGACGACAAAAGAAUCGGAACUCCUGGGCAGAUGGUUUUCGCACCUUCGUCUGCCAAUCUAGCGGACUAUAAAGACCAGCGAAGCAAGGGUGGACCAACGUCAUCUAAAGGUAAAAAGAAACACAGGGAAACGAAAAUGCAUAUGCAAGUGGAAGAAGUAAAAACUAAGAGCGGCGGAGGACCAGGACAGGCACAGAGCCCUACUUCUGUUGUUGUUGAGUUGAGUACACAGCCGGCGCCCACGAAGUCAUUGAGUGAGAGAAUGGCUCUAGUUGCAAAGCGAAAUGAUGAACUGGUUAAGAAGGUGAGCACCUCGUAUGCCAGAUUCUCACCCUUUCGCGGUCUCACGAGCGCCAACAUGCGCGAGAGGACAACGGAACUCCAACUGCCACCGAUAGGCCAGGAGUUGGCGCUGUGGAAUCGAAAAGAGUGGUUUCGACCCAGAAAUGUGCACAAGUAUGCAGAACUGAGACGGAGGACCCGCCAGCAGCUCUCGUGGGCCGUUGACAGUGCGAUGCGUUUCAAUCUGAACGACCUCACUCGCCCCGCGGCCGGCCCUUUUUUUCCAGCGCGCAACAAAGAAGGAACGGAAUACUACUGCAGCAAAUUUGAAAAGGAGAAGGUUGCUGGAGAUGGAAGUGGUGACAACAACAUGAACCCUCGUGUUCUCGAACAACAUGAUCGAGGUGGCACGACUCGUCAGGAGAUGAAUUCUACUCCAGCUUCCAAUCCAUUGCAUACAAGGGUUGACGGGGAAGACCGGUUGAUGACGCGAAAGAGCAUGGUACGACUACGAGGAUUGGGUUUGCCAAAUUUCGCCAAAACUGGAAAAUUUUUGAAUUUCGGAUGUGGGACGUGUGACGCGGAGGAUCCUCUGCAUUGGCUCUUUCCCGCAAACUACAGGAACAACAAGGGUAUGGAAAAUUUUUCGUCGCUUGCGGAAGAAAAUGUUGGUAUUGCCAGCAUGGCAGAACCACAAAAUCAAAUAAAGAGUGAAAAGUCGUCGAACGGACCACGAGGACUAAAGCGUCUGCAAGGGGGGCCAACGCUGGAACAGGAAAACGCAGAUCGCAUUUUGGAAGCCCGAUCUGCUUUACAGUGGAUAACUGAGCCGCGACCGCUCUCUGGCUUUGGUUUUGAACUUGACGUGGAUGAUGCCAGAACGUGCAGUCAGCAUCUGGGCGACGACUCAAUCAAAAUUUUCACCGGCGGCGUUACACCAGAAAAUAUACACGAAAAGCUAGAUGAUACUGGGUAUUUUCCUCCUGUGCUGAUAGAGGACAAGAACUUAGAGGAGAAGAUGACGCAUGGUACUGGGAGAAGCGUAGCUGAAGAUAAAGUAGUUGUUAAGGAGCUAUCAAACAAAGAACGACAACGACAAAUAAACACCGAAACGCGAUAUAUUGAGUUUGUGAAGAUUGACAUUGAUUCUUGGGAAUACCAGAUUUUGGAGGCGGUGGAGGAUAGAGCACGCGCAUCUGGCGUCACAGUCCUGGUCUACAUUUAUGACUAUCGCAAUUAAUAAAUGCAUCUUCCAUUUUAAUUUUUGAAAAUGCAUUCUAGAAGUUUAAGUUUUUGUUUUAUUCGCUUUUUCACAAAUUAUUGUGGAGCGAGUUACUGUACCUCAGUUAGCGAUACAGACAAAGACGACCACGAUCAUGACAAGGAGGUCAACAUCAAGGAUUGUUGAUGUUUCAUCCAAGAAGGAUACCAGGAACAGCAGGGCUGCGAUCAUAGCUCUAAUGCAUCAUAGAAAUUCAAGGCCAAUUUCCACCACCCAUUCGGUACUACGCGAAACACACACCAGGGGAAGGCGUUGUGCGACGUAAGAUACAGCGACAAAAGGAAUCAGCAGAAAGGGACUACGAAAAAGCCAGAUCGUCUACUUCUAGUGCAACUUCAUCUCCUGGGCCAACCUCUACCUCUCAGGAGCACGAAGCGCAAAGAAAAGACCACGUCGGAUCUCGUGUCCUAAAAAACGUGGAUAAUUCCUUCAAAGCGGUUGGGUCUCCAACGAGUUUGCAAGAAGAACAAGCCGUUACUACCAGUGCUCUUGCCCUGACUCAACUGGCAGCCAACAACAUGGAUAAGCACCACCGUUUAACGCGACGAAGUCGGCAUCCCCACUACAUCGGGACGAGCCUCCAAGCCGUUGUGGACUACCUGCGUCCGACGCAUAGCCUCAUGAUGCUUCGGGGUAUGGACGCUAUCUUCGUCGAAAACAGUAUUGUCGUGCCACAGAUUCAAAAGGAAUAUCAGGUACUUAUUGAGUUUUGUCAACUCACACUUAUGCUUCGUUCUCAAGAAGAAGAAGAACUCGAGGUAAACAUUAACAUUGUUUUUUUGAAUUGUCUCAUCCUAAUACAAUCCCUUACCCUAGAUUCGUCUUCCCUUCGACGAAGAAGCUUGUUUCGAGGUGCAUGAGGCGUGGCAUGCCUGGCGAGAAGAGUACAUCAGCGAUUGUUAUGGCUAGAAGAAGUAGUUUUUCAGUAUCCGUAUCCUGCUGUGUGCCUGCAAAGCCGAAGAGGUUGUAUUCCGAGGAGUAGACUUCCCUGACAAAGAAGUAGAAGAGGCAACACGAUCCAAAUACGCGACUCACAAACUUAGGGAAUUAUACUCUCGAAAUCUUCCCUCGAGUCACCAGAGCCAGGAUAGUGAAAAAUACGUUGAAAAUUCUAAGGUUGGAUCUACGGCGACGAUGCCUGGGAGAAUAGGGUGCCUCGGAUUGCGUCUAAUAUGACGAUGUGCGAUCCACAUUGGGAGAACCCGAGCAAUGAGACGUGGCCAGAAGGUGUGCGUGCGCCAGAUUUUGAAGUAGGGAUCUGAUGAAAUUGUGUUUCAUGAAAAAUAGUGAUAUUGCUCUUUUUUCUCGUUGUGAUCAUCAACAUUCGAUUUGAAGAUCUAUCUUUGUACGUAGUUGCAGCAUGUUCAUAUAUCUACAAGAAAAUUUACAGAUCAAGUACAAAAUUCACCUACAUCAUUUCAGUUCUUUCAUCUUCACCCACAAUAAUCAGCAGCCAUCAAGUCGCCUUUUCAAAUACCCAUAUCGUUAAUCUAAGGAGCAUCUUUCUUCGGAUUCGUUUUCGUCAACCUCAACAUACGUAACAACAAUCGCACCUGGCUAGGUCGUUAUAUCAAUAUCGUGACUAGAAUCUCUUAAAAAACGUCCUAACUCGAGCUCGUCGAUUUCUC
Molecule: messenger RNA, 3592 nt
Organism: Amoebophrya sp. A25
Lineage: Eukaryota; Dinophyceae; Syndiniales; Amoebophryaceae
Source: the annotation of a GenBank genome assembly